AUGGAGGUCUCCCCUCCUCCGCCGUACGCGCAGCUGCCUCCCGACCCUGCCCGCGCGAAGGGGGGCGCGUCACGAACGCCGAUCGCGGACGGACGCCGGGCCGCGGCGCCCGAGUCCGAGGAGGGAUUUCCGCGCUGGGCGGGGCUGGGCCGGGGACGCGGCGGGCGGGCGGCGCUGCGCACACAGCCCUCGCGGCGGGCGGUGGGGGCUCCAGGCGGGGCGCGGGAUCGCUGGUGUUAG
Sparassis crispa is the source of this 240-nucleotide messenger RNA. RefSeq lists its product as hypothetical. The transcript has a single exon. Lineage: Eukaryota; Fungi; Basidiomycota; Agaricomycetes; Polyporales; Sparassidaceae. The record is from RefSeq and is a predicted model, not a curated record. Bases 1 to 240 code for a protein of 79 amino acids.